Molecule: messenger RNA, 5874 nt
Organism: Epinephelus lanceolatus (giant grouper)
Lineage: Eukaryota; Metazoa; Chordata; Actinopteri; Perciformes; Serranidae
Source: RefSeq, a predicted model, not a curated record
AGAGGGGCUGGGGGUUUUGGAUACAGCGCAGAUACACGCUCGCACACGCUCAUUCAUUCAGUCAGUCAGCCAACCAGCCAGCCUCUUAGUGAGGCAGACAAAGAGGAGCAGCAUCCUGCAGGAGGACAGCACGCUCCCGGGGGAUGGGGCAUCAUACCCCUGCAUCGCGUUGGGGGGGUCGGAGGAGGCACAGGAGAGCCAUUCAGAAGAGCCGAGGGUCAAAGGUGAGAAGAGCAGAGGGCACCAUGGAGAGUGAGCCGGGGGCCCCUGCCUCCACGGCCAACAGCACCGGGACCACCACCGCCGCCUCCUCCACCGCCACCUCCUCCAGCACCACAGCUGCCAGCAGUAGUAGUACCUCUAACACUACUUCUACUACGUCUACUACUGCCACUAGCAGCAGCAGCAGCAGUAGUAGUAGUAGUAGUAGUAACACUAGCAGCAGUGCCAGUAGUAGUACUACAGCAGGGAGACAGACGGUGCCUCAGAUAUCUGUUUACAGCGGGAUACCGGACAGACAAACAGUGCAGGUGUUCCAGCAGGCGUUACACAGACAGCCUAACACAGCAGCACAGUACCUGCAGCAAAUGUACGCUGCUCAGCAGCAGCAUCUGAUGUUACAAACUGCGGCCCUCCAGCAGCAGCACAACCUCAGCACCGCUCAGCUCCAGAGCCUGGCUGCUGUACAGCAGGCCAGUAUCGCAGCUGGCCGGCAAAGCUCUUCACAGAACGGCACUUCAUCCCAGCAAACAGGAUCAACUCAGGCUACGAUCAACCUGACCACCUCCCCAGCGGCAGCUCAGCUGAUCAGCCGGGCUCAGAGCAUUAGCUCCACCCCCACCAGUAUUUCCCAGCAGGCUGUUCUGCUGGGCAGCCCAUCGAGCCCCACACUCACAGCCAGCCAGGCACAGAUGUACCUGCGCGCACAGAUGGCCCAGCAGAGCAACCUGGUGCAGGUGGCCAGGAGCCUGGGCCGGGCUGUUCCUCUUUCCCCGCAGCUCAUUUUCACUCCAACAGCCACAGUGACGGCUGUGCAGUCAGAGAGCUCCACGCCGGCCUCUUCACAGAAUCAGGUCCAGAAUCUUGCCAUCCGCGGCCAGCAGGGGGCGACCACGUCCUCCUCUCAGACUCAGACGCUGCAGGCUCUCAGUCUGAAGCAGAGCCCUGUGCCCAUCCAGCCUGCCUCACUCAUCAAAAAUCCCAGCCAAGUAACGCAGGCCUCCACGGGAGGGAAGGCCACCUCCUCCGAUGGUUCAUCUGAGGCAGGGAAGAAAGGGGACAGUACGGCAGUCACAGAGGUCCGAGCUAUAAACAUGAGCCGCAGUGUGACAGCUGUCAGUGCGCAGCCCCUGAUUGCUCCAGCGUACACGCAGAUCCAGCCCCACUCCCUGGUUCAGCAGCACAAGCAGCAGCAGCAGCAGCAGCAGCAGCAGCAGCAGUUUGUGGUCCAUCAGAGUCAAGCUUCCCAGAGGACAGCAGGCCAGCUGCUGCAGACAGCCUCCAUUCAGCCAUCACAGCACCCUGUCCCCGUCCUGCCCAAACCUGCUCCACACCAGCCCUCCACGCCCAGCCAGCAGGCCACCAUCUUCCACUCCACCAUCAGCCCCCACGCCCUCCACUCCUCCCUCAACCAUGCCAAAGCUCAGCCCGUCCAGCUCACUGCCAUCAACCUACAGAUACAGCCAACGGCCUCUCGCCUGGUUCAGGACAGCAAAGAUAAGCCAACCUCACUGGUGGUCAGAGAGACAUGUCCAGCCCCCGCCACCCAGCAACAGCAGCCACAGCAACAGCAGCAACCUGCGCCUUCGCCAUCCCAACCCAGCAAGCCCGUAGAGCAGCCCAAGGUCGACCCAGCCACGCCAUCUGUUCAGCCACAAGGCGGAGGCUCAACCAAGAAGCCGAGUGCUGCACCUGGGACCCCACCUCCAGCCAUGACCUCAGGAAAUGAGAGCGAGGCGCCUACCGUGACGGGCAGCACGCCGCAGAACGGAGAGAACAAACCGCCCCAGGCCAUCGUCAAGCCCCAGGUCCUCACACAUGUCAUCGAAGGCUUUGUCAUCCAGGAGGGCGCCGAGCCGUUCCCCGUGUGUGUAAGUGGCCCGAUCUUGCCUUCGCUAGCAGUGCGACAUGAUAAACAAGCCAGAGCCAGCACGCGCUCUCUGGUGUACUCGCCUGCAGGGAGCUGUCAGCAGGCAAACACAAAACCCUCUGUUACUACUACUACUGACAGCUCGCAGCCAGAAAAGGAGCAAGAACCCAAGCUGACCUGUGAAUACUGCGGCUGGGUCGACUUUGCCUACACGUUCAAAGGCUCGAAACGAUUCUGCUCCAUGGUUUGUGCAAAGAGGUACAACGUGGGCUGCACGAAGCGGAUAGGCCUGUUCCGUCCAGAGAGGAGUAAACCAACGAAUCGCUGGCGUAGAAGAUCUCAGGGCCUCUCCAGCAUAGAAGCUAAGAAGCAGAAGCUGUCUCCCUCCCCGCAGCAGCCUCAGGGCGGCUCUGUAUCCUCACCGCAUCCCUCGCAGCCCAGCCAGGAGGAGUCCAGCCCGUGUUCGGACAUGUCCAGCUACGAAGAACCGCCGUCUCCCCUGUCAGCGGCCAGCUCAGGACCCCCGCCUCCUGCACCGGCACCAGCACAGGUCCCCGUCCACCGGCAUCCGAGCAGGGCCUCGGACCAGGAGAGCUGCGCUGCGAGAGAUGCACCUUCGCUCUGUCAGCACUUCUUACCCAACGACCCCACCAAGUGGAAUGUGGAAGAAGUUUACGAGUUCAUUCGUUCACUGCCAGGUUGUCAAGAGAUAGCUGAUGAGUUUCGCUCUCAGGAGAUUGAUGGACAGGCCUUGCUCCUGUUAAAGGAGGACCACCUCAUGAGCACCAUGAACAUUAAACUGGGACCUGCACUCAAGAUCUUCGCACGCAUCAACAUGCUCAAAGACUCUUAGCAGUAAAGAGUGUGUGUGUGUGUGUGUGUGUGUGUGUGUUCUGUGCAUUGAUCUAAGUGCGUCUAUUUUUGUGUGUUUGUAAGCGUGUGAGAGAAGAGUGUGAAACUUUGGCAAAUAUGUCAUCGUAGCACUGACGACACAGACUGACUGCACUAUGACCUCGCCUCCUCCCCACUACUGGACCGGUUCCUUUGAGUCUCACUUGGACUCAUACUCACCUGCAGCUGGAGCACUGGAAGCUGUUAGUCUGUGUUUACGUGCACUCAGAGGGUUAAAAUCAGGAGCCACAGUGAGAUCUGUGCCAUAUUCCAAAAUGUUGAUUCUCACAAUAAAUGAUUGGAUUUACACCAGGUGUUAACGUGCAGGCUGUGUCUGGAUAUCUGAUAUGAAUAAGAAAGAACGCAUGUUAAAGUCAGGUGUAAAUGCAUGUAGAAGUUUGCAUUUUGACUGCUGUUGGAUCCUCUAGAUUAAAAUGUGGUCUGGCUCACAUUAUGAUCAGAUCUCAGACAGGUGUAAAUGCCGUCCAUGCUGCAUUUUUGGGCUUUUUGUGUUUUGUAUUAGUGAGUUGAUGUGGGGGACAACAUGCAACAAAGGACACUGCGGUUAAUGGAGGCCCCUUAUGCCUGGUACACACUGGAUGUAGAAGUGCCGCUAAGUGCUACCCUCUUCCCUUCAGCGACCAUGUUAACCAGUUGAAAGCUAGCUCACAAUCUGCAGCAAAAGUUUUGGCAUCUGGUCUGUUUUUUCCGUGGGUGAACCUGGCAAGAAAACACGCUAGUGAUUUAUUAUAAAAGAUAUAUAGGAGAUAUUACAUACAAUAUAUCUCUGAUCAUGAUAAAUGAUGAAAUAUGCGUUCACUGCUCCCACGUAUUAUUUGUUAGUUGUGUCUAAACAAAGAGCGAGAGAGACAAGCGGACACACAAAAGCAAACAGAGACACUUCUCCAUGUGAUUAGAACAAAGCAGAGGAGAUGAAUCACUUGCUGGCCGAAGCAAAGAAAUACGCAUGUGGUGCAAACGGCCAAGCAACUGCUGAGGGGCCUAACAGUUGACAUGUCAUACUGCUUCUGCGUCCAGUGUGAACAUGGCAUUAGGGUCCUGACACACCUGGCUGACUGAUGGCUGUCAGUGAGAAUCUGUCGCCCUAAUUUUUGCAGUGUGCGCUGUUAGUACUUCUUUGCUCUUGUUGGGGGCUUUUUGCCAAACGAAAUCCCUCUGAUUGGCAGUUCGGCUCGGUGCAGAAGAGAAACGGAAGUGAGGAAAGUAAACAACUAAAGUCAAAAGGGUAUGAGAUGGAAACAAACUUCUAUCAGGCAAGAUUAUUUAUUUUAGCCACUGUGCUAUUUAGCAGAAAUGGUUUGUAAUUGCUUGUGUCAUUGUUAGCUAGGGCACGGUUAAUAUCAUUUGUUCUUUCACCAUGAGGUUAAUGUGCCAACUGGCUAACUAGCAUCUCAAAUCUGUCUUGUUGGUCUUGCGGUUUCUCUCUCUACUGCGUCCAGCUGCUAUGGGGAGUUGUUUCCUCUCAUGCAGACGCAGAACAUACGUGCUAGUUGGCUGUUUGAGUUGUGUUCAAGUGCAACUUUUUGGCCAAGAUACAGGCGACAUGAGGCAACGCACGAGUCAGCAUUUGUCGCCACUAGUUUGGUUUGGUGUGUCUGGGCUUUUAAAACCCCUAAGCCCACAGCAUUGCUUUCUUUGACCUGAGACGUGCCGUGCUGUGCUCCUGUUUUGCAUAUUAAGAUCUGAUCAUAAUGAGGGCAGAACUGUGAUAACAAGACCGCUUAUUAAUUCCAGGUGUAGAGGCAAAGGUCUUAAUUACAUAUUAUCCAGACAGCAUAUCCAGAUACAGAGUCCUUGAUAACAGCAGGUGUAAAUGUUGUCUCAAAUUUGGCCCACAAAAAAACACAGGGGAAGUUUAAAGGAAAAUGGAGACGUGAAUAAGAGAAGUUGAAAAAACAAGUUUUAGUGCCAAAGUGCACCGUCUGCCCAGUUGUGUCUGGGCUGGGUCAUACUGCAACACAGUGCUGACUGAAAUACGACAUUGAGACAAACGUGACUGAAAUCUGAGUUUAUAAUUAUUAUUAUUAUUAUUAUUAUUAUUAAUAUUAUUAUUAUCAUAAGAGAUGUUUUUGUACAGUUGUUAGUGUGUGAAGAAGGAGAGCCACGUCUCUCCGUAUGUGUGGCUGGGAACAGAAGAUUGCAUUCAUUAAUUUUCUCAUUUUUAUUCAGCAGAUGCUCCUUUGCCUUUUCUCACAAUAAGACUCUCACAGCUCUCGAAUACAAAGCUCGAAUGCGGAGAAAACGUUUAAGCGGUUUCUUUUGUGACAUUGAUUUCCCUUUCAUGAGGAACUCGCCAGUUUUUCUCCUGUAGAUUUAAACUGCUUACAAAUGAUUUUUUUCGCCGCUUUUUUUCAAAAUGAUUUACUAAAAUAUGACAUUGAUUUCUUGUCUGGGCUUCAUAGGAGGACACUAAGUUAUCUAAGGAACAGUCGGGGCGUGCUGCUCUCUUCACACAGCCCGGCUUUUGGCACUUAUUUUCCUUUUCGUUUGCUUUGGUGUUAUGAGAAACUCCGACAAAAUUGAGAGCAGCUUGUGCAGCAGUGCAAACAAGUUUAUAUGUACAUAGCCGCUUCAGAGGAGAAAGACUGAAACUAAGUAUGAAGCUGUCUUUUCUUUUUUAAGUUAUCCUUGUUAUUUCAAAACAGAAAUUUAAUGGUGUUUAAUAUUUUGAAAUAUGCAAAUGUAUAAAACUUCAUGGCCUGGGAGUUGUUUUUUAACUUUUUUUUUUCUAAUGAAAUAUGAUCAAAUCUAUUUGUGUUUUUUGUGGCUGUGAUGAAAGGUCAACUUUUUUAGAUAAGGCUUUGUCAAAUGCUUGUAUUUAUCGAAACAGUUUGUUACACAACAUUUUGCAAUUAUAAAUAAUUUGCAAUUCA